AUGCUUAACUUUCAAUCCAUCGAUAUUGACAUUGGUGAUGAAACUAUUUGGGUUCAAGUCAGUGCUAGCCUCGACGAGCUUUACUAUAAGAUAGGGAAGACUAGUCCAGUCCACGUGUUCUCAGCUUUUGUGUGUCCUGGGGUUUGCACUGGAGGAUACUUCAGUGGUGGAGGGUAUGGACCGAUGAUGAGAAUGUAUGAACUCAUGAUUGAUAAUAUCAUAGAAGCUCGGAUAAUGGACGUGAAUGGUAAAAUACUAGACAGGAAGACGUUGGGAGAGGAUGUGUUUUGGGCCAUUAUAGGAGGAGGUGGAGCAAGUUUUGGAGUUAUCCAUUCGUGGAAGGUCAAAUUGAGUCGUGUCCCACCCAAAGUAACGGUUUUCAGAGUUAAUAGGAGUGCAGAACAAGGCUCCUUCGAGGCUUUUUAUCGUUGGCAAUAUGUGGCUCCUAACCUCCCUAAGGAGGUUUUCGUAAGAGCACAAUUGGAUGUGGAAGAAUUGGAUGAAAUUAUAUGCAAAGACCCAAAAUCUGGAAUUACAAACAAUAAGGAUGAGGAUGUAUUAACAAAAUUAUUUGGUAAUCCAAAUUCUUGGCGCUUAAUCGGAAAAGGAAGGGGGGUGGUAGAGAAACACCAAGUGAGGGGCAUCCACAAUAUUCCACAAUCCAACAAUAUUCCUUUUCCUAAGAGUGUUGGAGUUAAAAAGAGCUAUAAUUUUACAGAAGCAAGGAAUGCUUGCUACUUGCUUGAUUGGUCAGAUGCAAUUGUUACUGAAGGUCGUUGGGCUUCUAGUGAUCUUGACUUAUAG
This is a messenger RNA of Humulus lupulus (European hop), 804 nucleotides long. RefSeq names its product berberine bridge enzyme-like 16. Bases 1 to 804 code for a protein of 267 amino acids. The transcript is spliced from 4 exons. NCBI's taxonomy places the organism in Eukaryota, Viridiplantae, Streptophyta, Magnoliopsida, Rosales, Cannabaceae. The record is from RefSeq and is a predicted model, not a curated record. Gene Ontology annotation, molecular function: FAD binding.